AUGGCUUUUCAGAACAACCACCUCAGAACGACAGGUGAAGUGGCCCUGGAGGCCAUCUUUCUGUUCCAGGUUGGGGUUGGGACUCUGGCCAAUGUCAUUCUCUUCUUCUAUAAUGUCUUCCCAGUCUUGCGUACUGGACUGAGGCCCAUACACGUGAUCCUUCCCAACCUGGCUGUGGCCAACUCCUUGGUUCUUCUCUCUGCUGGGAUUCCCCACAUGAUGGUGAAUUUUGUUCUAAGGAAACCCCUGUCCAGUCUUGGGUGUAAGGUUGUGUGUUACGUCCGUCUGGUAGCCCGCAGCACCACCCUGUGCUCCACCUGUGUCCUCAGCACCUACCAAUACCUCACCCUCUUCCUUGGAAGGGCACAGAGAGCCAAGCUCAGAGGGGCGGCCUCCAAAGCCCUGGGCCCUCCCUGUGGCACCUGCUGGAUGUUGAGUGCUGUGAUGAAUAUCUAUGUUCCUGUGGAAAUCACUGUUUCUCGGGACAGGCUCAAUGAUACUGACUCUCGGGGUAGUCAGUUAUGUUGGUCCUUGAGACCCAGGGUAGCCAUGGUAUUCUUCCGCUCAGUCUCUGAUGCCAUGUUUAUCGGCCUCAUGAGCUGGGCGAGUGGCUCCAUGGUGCUUCUCCUGCAGCGGCAUCACCAGAGACUUCAGCAUAUUCACACCACUACCAAAUUCAACCACUGCCACAAGUACGCCCCAGAGGCCAGUGCUUCUCAUACCAUCCUCAUGCUGGUGGCCGCCUUUGUCAUCUUUUACAUGCUGAACUCCACACUUGCUGUUUAUACCAGUGCUUUUGUGGAUCCUCGCGUGUGGUUGAUGCAUGCCUCUGAUGUUUUGGUUUCCUGUUUUCCCACGGUCUGCCCUGUGCUGCUAAUCUCUAGGGAUUCUAGAAUGCGUAGGUUCUGCUCCCAAAUUGUGGGAAAAUAUAGUUGA
Tupaia belangeri chinensis (Chinese tree shrew) is the source of this 936-nucleotide messenger RNA. RefSeq names its product vomeronasal type-1 receptor 3. The transcript has a single exon. The coding region runs from base 1 to 936 and encodes 311 amino acids. Lineage: Eukaryota; Metazoa; Chordata; Mammalia; Scandentia; Tupaiidae. The record is from RefSeq and is a predicted model, not a curated record. Gene Ontology annotation, biological process: G protein-coupled receptor signaling pathway. Gene Ontology annotation, molecular function: pheromone receptor activity. Gene Ontology annotation, cellular component: membrane.